Molecule: messenger RNA, 603 nt
Organism: Fraxinus pennsylvanica
Lineage: Eukaryota; Viridiplantae; Streptophyta; Magnoliopsida; Lamiales; Oleaceae
Source: the annotation of a GenBank genome assembly
AUGGCGACUUGUCAAAUUCGCUUUAAAUUCCUCUUCUCUCGAAUCCUCGAUCACCGAUCACUCGUUAUCUUCAAGGUGCUGGAAUCAAUGAAGACCAGCAGCAGGGGUAAAGGGACUGUAAGAAAGGAAACAAAAGAGGCAUUGAAGCCUGUCGUUGAUAGGAAGUUGGGGAAGAGAAAGGCGGCGGUCAAGGCAGAUAAAAAGCCGGCUAAGAAGGGGAAAGCAGCUAAGAAAGACCCAAACAAGCCCAAGAGGCCCCCAAGUGCCUUCUUCGUGUUCCUCGAGGAGUUUAGGAAGACUUUUAAGAAGGAAAAUCCUGAUGUCAAGGGCGUCGCAGCAGUUGGGAAAGCUGGUGGAGAGAAGUGGAAAUCCAUGAGUGCAGCUGAAAAAGCUCCAUAUGAAGCUAAAGCUGCGAAAAAGAAGGCCGAGUAUGGAAGUCUUAUGGACACCUAUAACAAGAAGCAAGAAAGCUCUGCUGAUGAAGGUGGCGAAGAAUCUGAGAGAUCAAAAUCUGAAGUUCAUGAUGAAGACGAUGAGAGUGGGCAGGAAGAGGAAGACGAGGACGAGGAGGAAGAGGAAGACGACGACGAUGAUGAUGAUUGA